Cotesia congregata is the source of this 783-nucleotide messenger RNA. Lineage: Eukaryota; Metazoa; Arthropoda; Insecta; Hymenoptera; Braconidae. The record is from the annotation of a GenBank genome assembly.
AUGAAUAAAAAUGAGUCAGUAAACGAGUUUUGUGAGAGAUUUGACGCGAUAAUUAGAGAGUACGAGACUUGUGGCGAGGGCGUAGAAUUAACAAAACAGGAGAUGAGAUCAGCUUUUUACCAAGCAGUCACUCCAGGAAUCCCACAAUUAAGAGACGCGGAUUUGAUUAAGAGAACAAAUUCAAAAGAAAUGACACUAGAAGAAAUUAAAUCAAGCCGAGAGGAAGAACAGCAAGAUGAUCAAAACAUCAAAGCAAAUAGAGUCAACUCAGGGAGCCGAGGCAGAGAAGACAGGUGUCAUAGAUGUUCGGGACCUGGACACUGGGAACAACAGUGCCCUUGGAAAGAAAAGGGCAUGUGGGAUUGCUACGAGUGCAAGAAAAUGACGGACCACAAAGCCAGUGAUCACGAGAAGUAUCCUGAUCGUUUCAGGAAACGCGGAGGUAAUACUUUUAGAGGUAAAGAUUUUAAAAAACAUGAUAAAACUGAAUAUAAUAAAAAUCAGUAUAGAGGUAGAGGGCUAGAGAAAAAUGAACAGAAAGGGGUUAAGAGUAAUAAAAAUAAUAAGAGUACCAAAAACACUAAGAGUAAUUACAAUAAUUAUAAGAGCGCUAACAAUAAUAGAGAUCAAAAAGGAAAGGAAAGCCUUAGGAGAGAGAAAGUAGAGAAUGUAAAGAAACUGAAAGAUUCUGCGAUUGGGAGGGAGAAAGAGAGCAUCACGUCAUCAUUUAGAGAAGAAGAUUUAAAAAAAUUCAGAGUCAAAGAAGCCAGACACAGAGAGUAA